AGACGAGUCGCGCGCACGCUGAUUCGACUCAGCCUGUGACUCCAUUGGCUGCGGGAUGAAGAAAAGACUAGUCUUAAUCGAGAAGCCCAUCGACGCGGUUCGGACGCACUUGCGGUGGUCGGUCGGAGCCCGUUGGGGAACAAAGCGUGGGUAGUUCUUCGAGCAGCGGUAGCACGCCGGUCGACUGGAUCUAGAUCUUCCGGUUCCUGGUGUAACUGAAUAAAGUGCAGUUCUUAUGUUCCGGUUCUAUUACUGUGGUUUUGCGGUUUGGAAUAAUGUUGAGGGAAUAAAGAUGUUACAAAUAUAAAACACGUUUAUUGGUUUGGCUGCACGUUCGGUUAACGGCUGUUUUGUUUAGUGAUUGGUUGAUUGAUUUGUGGGGAAUUGAAUACAAUAAGAAAGCUGGUAUCGGGUUUUCCGUUAGAAGUGUUCUCAGAUACGGUGCUACAGUGUGAUCGAAUAACAACGUGCUUUCGUGAAUUGAAGUUCAAUCGUGUGUAAAGAUUUUGACCAUAUCGAUUGAAAGCCUUAUCAAAGCUGUUGAUAGUUGGUACGAAAUAAGGGCUAUCAAAACAUUUGGCUGGUGUAAACAACGGAGUCGAAGAUGUGGGCCUGUCAUGUAUUCAUUGCAUUGUUGCGGGUAAGAAUCGGAUAAAACCGCAUGGACGCCUUUUCAACGAAACGUAAGCAGCAUUACACAACUGGUGACUUCUACUUGCCAGCCCUAUAUUCUAAACAGACGCAGAGGAAACGGAACGUACUCUCCAAGCAGGAGGUAUUCCGCAUGCUAGCCCCCCAACUAGACCCAUUAUCAAGGCGUAGUUUUCGCCCUAAUCUCCAAGAAUGGAUAUCGUUAGAGUCUCCAAUAAUGUUAAUGAUACCGCUGGUAUCAGCCAACAGCAACAACCGCAGAAUUAUGUGCAACAUUCUAAAACCAAGGACAAUAACAGCAAUAGCCCCAGAAAUGGUUUGAUUCAACAGUCAACGAACAGUCAGAGCAAUCAGUUCUCCUCUACAUCGACACCGAAGCAAUCGCCCAGCAACGGCUAUGUCCAGCUGGCUGCGGUCGGGUCCUCGUCCGGAGGAUCAUAUGGCGGGUCUGACACCCUGCACCAGACGUCCAGCGACUCCGGCAACAGUUCCUGUGUUAGUGGUAGUGCCGCUACUGAUGAUCCAGAGACAAAGAAUACAAGCUUUGCUAGUGAUGAAACCAAGGAAGCUAAACUCGCGGGUGGUGAAGACGAAGAUGAGUGCAAUGGUGGUGGAGAUGAAAAGCAAUCGCUUUUGAAAGGAAAUAUUUAUGUGAACAAGUUCUAUGACGAUGGCCAGGAUCGGGAAGACGAAGGCGUUGAGUGCGAUCGUUUGAAGAAGUUGGCAGCUCGUGGCAGCUCAACUGACACGGACGACAAUGUGGAAGAUGUGAGACCAUUACUGAAAGUGAACGUGGAAAGUGAAAAACGCAAACCGAAAAGUAUUGUGAAGAGUCCCUCGAAUUUAAGUGUUGGUAAGGAAUUGAAUGCAAGCAAUUUGCAGAAGCAAAGGCUUAAUUUACAAUUCCAACUACCGGUCGAAAGUGUGAUUGACGAUCGACCGCCAGUGGUCCAUCAUGUGCAGUUUAGUAAGCAAGAAAACGGUUACUGUUGCCGCAGCGUCGGUGUCGAGCAGGAUCUUGGCGAUGGAAGUAGCAACAUCAAUAAUAAUAUCUGCGGUAAACAGCAGGUUUGUUCCAGUCCCGUGGGCAGCAUUUUGUCCCAGGAGUCUGGUUCUGGCUCCAGCACGUCUUCCUCGUCUAACGAAAACAGUUCGCUGGGUGGAUAUGCUGAAGCUCGGCCACCGGAUGGGGGCUGGGGCUGGGUAGUGUGCUUUGCUUCGUUUAUGGUAAAUUUGAUUGCCGAUGGUGUCACGUUCAGCUUUGGCGUAUUGUACGUGGAGCUGUUGGAUUACUUCGGCGAGGGCAAAGGUAAAACUGCUUGGGUUGGUUCGCUAUUUAUGGCCAUGCCACUUCUUUCUGGACCGGUGGCAUCAUUUCUUACGGAUCGGUAUGGCUGUCGGAACGUGACCAUCGUGGGCUCUAUACUGGCAUCCGCUGGUUUCGCCAUAUCCGCCUACGCCGAAACUAUCGAAAUGCUGUAUCUGACAUUUGGUGUGUUGGCUGGCUUUGGGCUCAGUUUGUGCUACGUGGCAGCUGUGGUGAUAGUGGCGUAUUACUUUGACAAGAAGCGAUCUUUCGCGACCGGACUGUCGGUUUGUGGCAGUGGUAUUGGAACGUGUAUUUUUGCUAAGCUGACGCAAAUUCUUCUGGAUGAGUACGGGUGGCGUGGAACGACGCUUAUUUUGGCAGGUAUUUUCCUCAACAUGAGUCUUUGUGGCCUUCUGAUGCGUGACCUCGAGUGGACGACGCACAAAUCGAAACUCAAGCGGAAACAGAAGGAAGCCGAUUCGUACUCGGUGAGCAACAGUACGAAUACUGCAGGAACGACAAGCAAUCUGAACGCCGUCGAUCCUGCUGCUGGUGGUGGUUUAGUCGGCGGAGCAAACGACAAUGCAUUGCCGGGAGCUAAAGGAGAUCAGAUGAUCGAUCCGAACGAUCCGCGCCUGUUCAGCUCGCUGAUAACUCUUCCAACCUUCAUCAAGAAUGGCGAAAAAGUGCCCUACGAAGUAUUAGAAUUACUCUACAAGCAUAAAAAUGUGCACGAGCAUGUUUUGCAAAAUUAUCCUAAUCUGCUACAUUCUCGUAGCUUCAGUGAACCUUUAGGACCUAAGAGCAAUGAAAUGUCCCCUGAGAAGGCUAGCAACCCCGACCAAGUAGUAUCUCCUAGUUCCAAGGAACACCGCCAGCUUGAUAUUCCGCAAGGUGGGGACGCCGCGCAUAAUCAUCAUCCGUUCCUGCGUCGAACACACAGUCACAGGCCAACAGGCCUGCGAACGCCCACCACCGCCUAUCUAAAGGAUCUCAGAAUGCAUCGGCAUUCCCUCACCUACCGUGGCGCAAUGCUGAAUAUCCAGCGCUAUCGACUACGGGCUUCAUCCUGUCCCGACAUUUACCGGAACUCGAUGACGACGAUCGCCAAGGAAAAGACUGCCUGGUAUCAGGGAAUAGAUGAGUUCAAAACACUGCUGGUCAGUAUUUUGGAUUUGUCAUAUUUCCGCGAUAUCCGUUUUCUGCUGUUUGCGAUCUCGAAUUUUUUGCUGUACACCUGGUACGACGUGCCGUACGUGUACCUGACGGACAAUGCCACAGAGAUGGGUUUCACGCCGUCACAGUCGUCGAUGCUGAUUUCCAUAAUCGGUAUUGUUAACAUGGUGGGAGAGAUUGCUCUUGGAUGGAUGGGUGAUCGAAAGUCCGUCAACGCCAACUUAACGUACGCAAUAUGUAUGGGAUUCUGCGGAUUGGUAACGGCACUGGUGCCAUUAUUUACCGAUUACACGGCGCUAUCGUUUUUGGCCGGUGCAUUUGGAUUGUUCAUUGCCGCCAAUUACUCCCUCACAAGUAUUAUCCUCGUUGAGUUGAUUACACUGGAACGGUUUACCAACGCGUAUGGACUACUGCUUCUGGUACAAGGUGUGGCCAAUCUGGUCGGACCGCCUUUGGCUGGCUGGAUCUCGGACAUAAUGGAGAAUUACAAUCUUUCAUUCUACUUGGCGGGCAUAUUCAUUGCGUUGUCAGGGCUGUUACUGCUGGUUUUACCCGCCAUCGGAGAGUACAAAAAGUACAACCAAAGACGUGCGUCGAAAGAGAAAAGUGGCGGCUUCGAUGGAUAUGGGAUGAAUAAUUUGACGUUGACAACAUCCGGCACCAAAACGAAUGGCGCUGCAGUUCUUCUGACGGCGGAUUGUUUCGCACAGGAAAAGCUCAUCAAGGAGGGCGCUAUUGUUUGAAUCUGAAGCUCUGCCGGGGUGGUGGUGAGUUCAAAAGGGUGGCUUCAUAUUUCUCCACCGUCUCCCAUUGGGGAACAAUUUUCGGAAUCACAACACGCGAUGGUAUCGAGAAAUCGUCCAAUAACUCACCGACCAAUCAGAAAAAAACAUGCUUCACAUCAGUAGAUUUUAGUUCAACAGUUGAAUGUGAUCAAACGAGUUGUUAAGCUCAGGCCAUAUGAUAAGUUUUUCGUUUUCAGCGAGAAUGUGUGAUUUUGUUUCGGUUCUACGUUACAUUUUUUUUUCGUUUUGAAUUUUACCUGUUAGAUUUGACCUGACAGUUUUAUUAGUUACUAUGAAAUCUUCCCAAUCGCAAACUAAAACCAUGCAGAACAAAACAAACUUUGGAUAAUAAUAAUAAACUUUAGGAGUUAGGAAAUUC
Messenger RNA from Armigeres subalbatus, 4300 nucleotides. RefSeq lists its product as uncharacterized. The record is from RefSeq and is a predicted model, not a curated record. Gene Ontology annotation, molecular function: monocarboxylic acid transmembrane transporter activity. Bases 844 to 3879 code for a protein of 1011 amino acids. Lineage: Eukaryota; Metazoa; Arthropoda; Insecta; Diptera; Culicidae. Gene Ontology annotation, biological process: transmembrane transport. Gene Ontology annotation, cellular component: membrane. The transcript is spliced from 8 exons.